GCAGGUCUCAAAUAAGGUAUCAAAAAUCACUGAAAUGGGGUAAGGUGAAAGAAUGUGAAGUGCAUAGCACGAGCGAGUUUCUCGCCUGCUGGUCGCGCGAAAAUUAGGCCGAGCGGACGGGAGGGUGCGCAGUGUAAUGCGUGCUCUCCUGACACCCCUGCCAAAAAUUUCGCGUAAUACCCCCUGCAAAAAUAUUGAAAAGUUCUCCGGCUUGCACGUUUCUACUUUUUGAAGACUGACAUAGCAGUUCUACCGUCGGUCUGAAGUACUUUUAACAUAAGAUUGAACUGCAAUUUAAAAUUUUCAAGAAAAAGUUGGAACACGCAGUCGAGCACGCAGUAUCCUGCAAAAGUAACGCGAUGGUCAUGUGCCUGUCACAUGAGCUGAAUUAUUUCGAAAUACCAUAAACAAAGACGCUCCAAGUGCUGUGAAUUUCACGAUAAAACUUUGCUGGGUUAACUAACUAGAAAGCUAAAUUUUGGUCUCUAAUUUUGUGAGUUUUAGUCUGCGACAAGCCAUAUUGACAUAUUAUGACAUCUCCAUCAAAGGAAAUCUAUAUUUACCGCAAGCCGUCCGUUACUCGCUCUUGCUCAAGUGAUCUGGGAACUGUUCAGGAAGAAAGAGAGGACGACAUGGAGCGAAGGUCGGUGUUUGAGGGUUCGCUUGGAGAAGAAGAACAGACUUCUGAAGAACUUCGUACAGACUCAGAUACAGGACACAUAUUGGAACGCAGCCCUCAACCGAGUCCACGUUUACGAGCAGUCAUGAAAACAAAGAUAAAAUAUCACUACAUGAAUCCAUUCCAAAAAUUUCGAGCGAGACGGCGGAAACCUUGGAAACUGGUCGUUCAGAUUGUAAAAGUUUUCCUUAUAACUAUCCAGAUUUGUUUGUUUGGAUUGGAUCGCUUUUCACUGGUAACAUUCCUGGAAAAUAAUCACACUGCCUUGAAACACUUGUUUCUUAAAGACUAUCAAAGCAAGGGCCCGGAAUCGGAUGUUGUCGUGUACACAAGAAAAGAACUGUACGAUCAUCUUCACUAUGCUCAUGAACAGUAUUAUCAAAUUGGAACAGUCCCUCUUGGGACAUACAACUAUACAAAGAUGGUCAAUGGCACUGACCCUCCACGAGUGCAAUUGUGUUACAGUUACUAUGCCAAUGGAGGGAUUGUAAACAACACUUAUGUGUUUAAUCCCAACAUAACUGAGGUCUGCAUAUCUUUAAGACGUCCCAUUGAUCAUCAACACCUAGAUAUCAAAAACAACACCUUUAAUCUUGGAAGGCAAGACUACACAUGCUUGUUUUGUUUUUAUUUGUUUGUUUGUUCAUUUCAUGAUUUUUUUGUAAUUAACUCUAGCCAGGCUCACACUGGGGCACUCAACCCAGAGCAUAAGGCCUCCGAACUUCACGGGAAAAUUUUGUUUGACAAUGUGAAACAUGAUGGUAAAAUGCCUGUUGAGCUUGACAUGAGUAACACUUGGUUACAGUGCAAUAAAGCAAAAAUCAAGGGACAAAACCACCUCAGGACACACAUCAUAACUGUAGCCUUAGUAGUGUUUGACGCUAUUGUUAUCUUCAUCUGUUCUGUUUCUCUGCUGCUAUGCACAAGAUCCAUUUACAAAUCGCUGAAGUUGGCUAAGGAAACUGCCACAUUUUUCAAGAAUGAACUUAGCGAGGAUUUUACAUUCUCUGAUUACCAGGAGUUUGUCAGCUUAUGGUUUUUCGUCAUCAUGUUAAGUGACGCUCUUACUAUUGUGGGUUCAGUAUACAAAAUGGUCAUUGAUCAAAAGGAUAGUGAUUUCUACAACGUCAGCAGUCUUUUUCUUGGCACAGCAGUUCUUUUAGUGUGGAUUGGCCUUCUUCGAUUCUUGGGCUACUCCAAGAAAUACAAUGUUCUUUUAGUGACACUGAAGGCUGCUACUCCAAGUGUAGCCAGGUUCUGUGUCUGUGCCGCUCUUCUGUUUAUUGAAUGGCGUCAGGAUGAUGCUGAAACAUCGGCUAUUGACUUUAAUAUUCGCUUGACUACAAUAUUGUCAGUGAAAUGUAAAUUUUCUAUUUUCAAUUUUUUUGUAGGGACACACAUCAUAACUGUAGCCUUAGUAGUGUUUGACGCUAUUGUUAUCUUCAUCUGUUCUGUUUCUCUGCUGCUAUGCACAAGAUCCAUUUACAAAUCGCUGAAGUUGGCUAAGGAAACUGCCACAUUUUUCAAGAAUGAACUUAGCGAGGAUUUUACAUUCUCUGAUUACCAGGAGUUUGUCAGCUUAUGGUUUUUCGUCAUCAUGUUAAGUGACGCUCUUACUAUUGUGGGUUCAGUAUACAAAAUGGUCAUUGAUCAAAAGGAUAGUGAUUUCUACAACGUCAGCAGUCUUUUUCUUGGCACAGCAGUUCUUUUAGUGUGGAUUGGCCUUCUUCGAUUCUUGGGCUACUCCAAGAAAUACAAUGUUCUUUUAGUGACACUGAAGGCUGCUACUCCAAGUGUAGCCAGGUUCUGUGUCUGUGCCGCUCUUCUGUUUAUUGGCUUUAUGUUUUGCGGCUACAUUGUUCUGGGUCCAUUCCAUCCCAAGUUCAAGACACUGACUAUCACUGCAGAAUGUUUGUACUCUAUGAUUAAUGGAGAUGAUCUGUUCAACUCGUACGCUAAAAUAUCGUACGCCAAAAGUCCGUUGGGUGUGUGGAUCUUCAGCAAGAUUUAUUUCUACAUCUUUAUCGGACUCUUCAUUUAUGUUGUUUUGAGUUUGUUCAUUGGUAUCAUUGGAGACACAUACGAAAGACUUAAGGAUUUAGGACACCUUCCUGAAACAAAGAUCCAAAAGUUUCUGCAUGAACCAGUAAAUGCUGGUAGAUCAGUUCAACAGAAGGAAUAUCACCCUGGAACACAAACAGCGCCAGCAGACGCCAUUGCAACGCCUCUACCAAGAGAUGAGAUAAGUCAACAUGGGAGAACUCAGUCCAAUAGUACCAUGAAUUCGAUGAUGAGAUACAUGUCCUUAGACUCGACCGGAGCAGAAUAGAUGUUUCCAAUAAGUUAAAACACUAGUAUAAGCUAUAUUGAUAUCAUAACGUGGAAAGAUAUCAUGUAGGCUUAGAAAUUUGCCAUCAGUCCAGAAAAACAUUCUUAGUAAAACAUUACAUAUCUUCAAAAUAACAUAUAUGAAAACUUCACUUAGCUUGUAAGAACCUAGUGGUUUAAGAACCUGCUGGCAGAAAUUUGCCAUUUAAUACCCAAAAUGUAAAGACCUGUUUAGC
Messenger RNA from Orbicella faveolata, 3243 nucleotides. Its product is annotated as mucolipin-3-like. The record is from RefSeq and is a predicted model, not a curated record. Gene Ontology annotation, cellular component: lysosomal membrane; plasma membrane. NCBI's taxonomy places the organism in Eukaryota, Metazoa, Cnidaria, Anthozoa, Scleractinia, Merulinidae. Gene Ontology annotation, molecular function: NAADP-sensitive calcium-release channel activity.